Molecule: messenger RNA, 693 nt
Organism: Salvia miltiorrhiza (redroot sage)
Lineage: Eukaryota; Viridiplantae; Streptophyta; Magnoliopsida; Lamiales; Lamiaceae
Exons: 2
Coding region: 151-393 (80 amino acids)
Source: RefSeq, a predicted model, not a curated record
UCUUCUUCACUCGAUCGCCGCCACUACUUUCUUUGAAAACUUAAUUGAAACCUCCAUUAUUUCCACCAUUAUUUACUGGCUGCAAACUUCAUUUACAAAUCCCUAUAAAACCUCCCUUAUUCCCACCAAAUUCACAACAAACUAAAACUCAUGGAAAAAUACUCCGAUUCCGAUAUUACUUUCCGGCCACUGAAAAUCUCCGACAGCGUCGUCUCCGUGAAAUGGUACAUGGACGAGAAGGUGAGGCUGGCGGCGAACGCGGUGUUCAUGGACUGGGGCCACCGUGAGGCGGUGGUGGACGUGGAGAACGUGGCGUCGCAGCAGGUGAUGGAGAAGGGCUGGUUUAUGAGGAAGAGCGCGGAUCCACCAGGGGGCUACUGCAGUAUCCAGUAGUAUUUCAUGGUUUUGUGAGGGGAGGAAGUAUGGUUUUAAUAAAGGUGAUAUUAGAGAUAUGUUUAUCUAUAGUUUCUUGAGAAAUGAUCAAAUUGGUAUCAAGAAGUGAACCUAUGUUGGUGUAGUUGUUUCUAUUAAAUUUUAAAUAAGACGCACGCAUGCAGCAUGCAUGCGUGCAUGCUCUCACUUUCAGUUACGCUAGUUCACACGCUUGUUUCGUGUGCUAUAUAUAAGGUGCAUGUACCUCUUGUAUUUUGUUUGAUAUGCAUUACGCAUAAUAAAAUUCUCUCUUCCCUCAAA